Messenger RNA from Maylandia zebra (zebra mbuna), 2951 nucleotides. It is a transcript of the gene pms2, whose product is annotated as PMS1 homolog 2, mismatch repair system component. Gene Ontology annotation, molecular function: ATP binding; mismatched DNA binding; ATP hydrolysis activity. NCBI's taxonomy places the organism in Eukaryota, Metazoa, Chordata, Actinopteri, Cichliformes, Cichlidae. Gene Ontology annotation, cellular component: MutLalpha complex. The record is from RefSeq and is a predicted model, not a curated record. Gene Ontology annotation, biological process: mismatch repair.
UUACAGCAUGGUGUCGGGUAGUGGAUGUACUGGCAAGCAGUGCCAAUGAUACUAUUUGACAGAAGGGACGGCAGGGACUAACUAUUCGGUGUUUUACAGAAAAAAACAAAUUUAAACUCUCAAGUCACUCCACUCUUCGAAGAUGUCUGAUGCAUGCUCUGAACCUGCCGGGGCCAUCAGAGCUAUUGAUAAGCACUCGGUGCAUCAGAUUUGCUCAGGACAGGUGGUGCUGACUUUGGCCACUGCUGUCAAAGAGCUGGUGGAGAAUAGCAUUGAUGCAGGAGCCACCAACAUUGAUGUCAAGCUGAAGGAGAGUGGAGCUGAACAAGUGGAGGUGGCAGACAAUGGCAAAGGUGUUGAGGAGGCCAACUUUGAAGGACUGACACUGAAGCAUCACACAUCAAAGCUGAGGGAUUUCUCUGACCUCAUCCACGUGGAAACAUUUGGCUUCAGAGGUGAAGCCCUGAGCUCUUUAUGUGCUCUGAGUGACUUAAGUGUCAUUACCUGCCACGAGUCCAGCCAGGUGGGCACAAAGUUGGUUUUUGACCACAAAGGCCACCUAGUGCAGAGGACCCCUCAUCCUCGGCAACAGGGCACCACGGUCAGCCUGCAGCAGCUCUUUUCCACCCUGCCUGUUCGACACAAGGAGUUUCAACGCAAUAUUAAGAAGGAGUAUGCCAAAAUGAUACAUGUGCUGCAGUCCUACUGUAUCAUUUCUACAGGAGUGCGCAUUACCUGCUCCAACCAAAAUGGGCAGGGAAAGCGCAGCACAGUCCUCAGCACUACUGGCAGCCAAAGUAUGAGAGACAACAUUGGAGCCAUAUUUGGACCAAAGCAGCUGCAGAGUCUUCUACCUUUCCAGCAAGUUUCUCCCACUGAAAAUGUUAUUGAAGAAUAUGGACUCAAGGGUGCAGAUCUACCCAAACAGCUUUUCUCGAUCACAGGUUUUGUGUCUCAAGGUGACCACGGUGUUGGGAGAAGCACCACAGACAGGCAGUUCUUUUUCAUUAACAGUCGGCCUUGUGACCCCCUGAAGGUGACCAAACUCGUAAACGAAGUGUAUCACAUGUACAACAGACAUCAGUAUCCAUUUGUUGCCUUGAACGUAGCUGUUGCUUCAGAGUGUGUGGAUGUGAAUGUAACCCCGGACAAGCGACAGAUUUUCCUUCAGGAGGAGAAACUCCUGUUGGCUAUUCUGAAGACCUCUCUCAUCGCCAUAUAUGAGGGUGGAGUCAAUAAGAUCAGCCUGAACUAUACACCUGCACCCAGCACCAAUGCAACAUCAACAUCUGAACCUUGCCGAACUGUCUUGUCUAACGAGAACAAGGCAGAACGUGAGGAGGACACCGAAUCUGUUAUUCUGAGCCCAAAGUCAUCCCUGAAUCUGGCCGGCCUAAAAGCUGCUUUUUCAAGUCAUUACAGUUCCAGUUCUGGGAAGUCGAGUAAGGAAAAAGCUUCCGGCAGUGGCACAACACAGAAAACACUGCAGUCUUUUUUUAAGGAUCCUGUAAAAACUUCCUGCAACUCAAGUUUAAAAUCUCCAUUAAAAUACACAAGACAGCUGGAUAAAUGCUCGUCGGCAGGGAAGUCGGUGCUAGAUGGGUUUAGGUACCGAGUGAUGUCCUGCGAGGACACUGAUUCUCAAAAAGACAGUGCUGGGUCCAGUUGUAACACAGCUGAAGCAAAACCCGAUAUUCAGUGUUCUGACCUGGAGUCCAGUCCUCCAAAAGUGGACAGAACGAGUGUUAAUAAUGAAACUUUUAAAGAGACAUCAGGCAACAUUCACACUGUUCCCGAAGAUCCAGAGUUAGAGACUGAAGCAUGCACUCCUUAUGAGGACUCUGCUGUCAGUCCAGAGGCCAAGAGGGCCAGGAAAGACGAUCCACAUUUCCCUUCAGAAGAAGAAUCCAGCACUUUUUCAAACGCUGGUGAGAAACCUCCCUUGACAGUGGAUGCUCCAGUCUCCCUGCAGAGGAGGACUGUGCAUCUUCAGUUCUCUUUAGCAGAGCUUGCAAAGAAGAUGAGGAGGUUACAUGACCAGCAGAAACAAAGGGCCGGGGAAGAGCUGCUGUACAGACGCUUCAGAGCCAAGAUCAAUCCAGGAGAAAACCAGAGUGCAGAAGAAGAGCUCAAGAAGGAGAUCAGUAAAGAAAUGUUUAAAGAAAUGGAGAUCAUCGGUCAGUUUAACCUGGGCUUCAUUAUCACAAAACUCAAGUCGGACCUUUUCAUGAUUGAUCAGCAUGCCACAGAUGAGAAGUACAACUUUGAGAUGCUACAGCAGCACACCGUACUCCAAGGGCAGAAGCUCAUUGUCCCACAAAAACUUCACCUCACUGCAGUCAGUGAGAACGUACUCAUAGAGAACAUCGAGAUUUUCAAGGGCAAUGGCUUUGAAUUUCUGAUUGAUGAGGACGCUCAGGUGAUGGAGAGAGUGAAGUUGGUCUCACUGCCCACCAGUAAAAACUGGACAUUCGGUCCAUCAGACAUCGAAGAACUGAUCUUCAUGCUGAGCGACAGUCCAGGGGUUAUGUGUCGACCAUCCAGAGUCAGGCAGAUGUUCGCCUCCAGAGCUUGUCGGAAAUCUGUGAUGAUCGGCACUGCUCUGAGUGUUAAUGAGAUGAAGAAGCUCGUGGUUCACAUGGGGGAGCUCGAGCAUCCAUGGAACUGUCCUCACGGCAGGCCAACCAUGAGGCACCUCGCUAACCUGGACGUCAUCUCACAAUACUGAGUCUGCAAAGGAAGGAACUGUUGGAGUAACUGAUUUAAGAUAACUCAAAUGUGUCCUCACUCCAGAUUACUUCUGUCAAACCACUCUUAUGGUAUAUUGUAGAGUUAAAUGGUUUGUUAUUGAUUUAAUGUCAUGUUUAGUUGUGUUUAGAUUUUAAAAAUGUAUAUUACAUAUUAUAUUUUUUUAUUUUAAUAUACACUACACAGAACAAUAAAAAAAGAUA